UAUGGUCACUAUGGAAAAUGCCGAAGAAGUCAUGCAAAUACUGGACAGGUUCACACGACUCAAACAAAAGGAAAUACCAAAGGAAUUGGAUGAGUAUUUGGGCUAUGUGGCCAAAACCGGUGACACGGUUUUCAAGUGGACGUCAUUAAAAUAUUUGUUCCGAGAAAAGCUAUUGAAUGUGAUUAAAAAUUUUCAUGAUUCUACGCCGCGAAUUGAUGAAAUUCCCCAGUAUCCCAACGUUGACCCUUUCAAUUAUGAGAGCAUGAAGUCUUCCCUACUGGAGCGUUUGGAGCGAUUCAAUGCAGCUCCAUUCACCAUACAACGUCUAUGCGAGCUGUUGAUCGAUCCAAGGAAACAAUAUAGCCGCAUUGACAAGUAUAUGCGUGCUCUGGAGAAAAACAUUCUUGUAGUCAGCACCGUCGAGCCAGGACGCAAGAGAACUGAAUCAGAAAAUGGCGAUUCUUUGGACUCUGUCGUUAAUGGAGAUCUGUCGCUGGAUGUUAACGUAGACAUUGAGAUGGAAUCUGAAGGACUGUUCAAUAAUUCGGAGAGUACGAAUGGCAAUGGCAACGCAACAAAAGCUGAAGUUGAAGCAGCAAAAGAGGAUGCUAAGACAGAAGAAACCGAAAAAGCUGUCACCAAGAAUACUCAUGCUAAUGACGAUGAUAAUUUGCCUAAUCCAAAGAAAGCAAAACUGGACUUACCCGAAGAUUCCAAAGUCGAGGCGGAAGAAUCGAAGAAGACGGACGAAUCUGUCGCAAACGAUAGUGCAGAAAAGACCAAAAUGGAGAGCGACGAAGACGAGAAAGUUACUGAUCAGGAAAAAACAAUACAUAUUGAAUCUGAAAACGAAUCCCAGAAGUCAGCAGCAGAAAGGACAGAGGAAAAUACUGGAGUUCUGAAGGACCAUGAAUUGAAACAGGAACAAGAGGGCGACACUGUCAAAGAUGAAACGGACGUUGACCAGAAAAAUGAUGAUGUAUGCUCCAAAUGCGAUGAGAAGGACGAAACAGAAAAUACUUCAGAAAAAGAAAAACAAAUUGCCGAAACAAAGGAAACAUCACCACCGUCAGAAGAAAGCAAAACAUCACAACCCGAAUGUAACAAAUCUUCUAACGAAGUUGUCAAUAAAGAUGUUUCCGUUGAAGAGACUGAUAAGAGCAGUUCUGGCGCCGUCAAAACAGUGGACGCAAAUCUUGGGGGAAAUAAGGAAAAUCUUAAAGAAGAAACUGGAACAGUAGUUGAAAAACAAGAAAUUGAAAUCGGAGAGAAGGAUCAAGCUAAACAAUAUGAUUCAUCACCAGAAAAGGUGGAAAAAGUAGAUGAUCCGUCUAAAGAGAGCGAACAGGUCGAACAGAAGUCAAACGAUGAGGCGAUUAAAGAAUCUGAUGAUGCUGUGAUAGAAACAGCUAUUGAAGCAAAAGAGAAAGAAAAUACAACAACUGAAGCAACUUCAAAGGAAGUGGGUUCUGAAAAGCAGACAGAGUCGUGUGACAAAGAUAAUACUGUCUCAGACGAACACAAGACUGAAAAUAUAAAGACUGACAUCUCCGACAAAGUCACUGAGAAACAAGAUAUUGAUUCCGCUUCCAGUGCUAACACCAAUACUGAAGCAGAAGUCGAGAAAAAGGAGGCUGCUACUGCUGAAAUAAACAUAACAGCUUCUGCAUCACCAGAGAUUGUUCCCACCACUGAAGAGAAACCAGAAGCGGCUGUAACAGAAACAAAACUGGAAAAUACAACAACACCAACACUUGCCCUGAACGAUCAGCCCAUGGAAGAUGCUGCCAUAGACGAAGAGUCUCCAUCGGUUGAUGAAGUAGUAAUGGACGAAGCUCCAGUACCAGAAAGUUCUUCGACAGCUGCCAUGGCUACAGAAGACGAACCACCAUCCACUGCUCCAGUUAAACCCGAGGAAGAAUCUUCUGGUAUGGAAGUUGACGACACAAGCCAGGAAGCAAUGGACCAGUAAUUACUUCCACUCCAACUACCAACAUUCACAUUUCAUAAAUUAUA
Messenger RNA from Musca vetustissima, 2016 nucleotides. RefSeq names its product serine/threonine-protein phosphatase 4 regulatory subunit 2 (gene PPP4R2r). Gene Ontology annotation, molecular function: protein phosphatase regulator activity. Gene Ontology annotation, biological process: protein dephosphorylation. The transcript has 3 exons. The record is from RefSeq and is a predicted model, not a curated record. NCBI's taxonomy places the organism in Eukaryota, Metazoa, Arthropoda, Insecta, Diptera, Muscidae. The coding region runs from base 2 to 1972 and encodes 656 amino acids. Gene Ontology annotation, cellular component: cytoplasm; protein phosphatase 4 complex; nucleus.